Vombatus ursinus (common wombat) is the source of this 1482-nucleotide messenger RNA. RefSeq names its product ciliogenesis associated TTC17 interacting protein (gene CATIP). Lineage: Eukaryota; Metazoa; Chordata; Mammalia; Diprotodontia; Vombatidae. The record is from RefSeq and is a predicted model, not a curated record. Bases 252 to 1301 code for a protein of 349 amino acids. Gene Ontology annotation, biological process: cilium organization; actin filament polymerization. The transcript is spliced from 10 exons.
GACCAGUGGAUACAUUCUGGGGCGCCGGCAGCAUGCCUGGCAAACGUAAGGGGUCUGCGCAUUUAGGGUGUUGGUGAAUCAGGUUCUGCAGCGAGGGGACUUCCUUAUCUCGAGCCAAAAGCCCGGAGCCCGAAGUGCCGGAGGAAACCCCGCCGCCUCCCCCACCUGAAGCCAAUUCCGAGGCUUUGGAAUUUCUAGCUACAAUAAGUGAUGAAGAAAUUCAGUUGCUCUAUUUCUCUGAAACUUUGAACAUGAUUUCUGAGACUAACCAGAUUCUGGGGGAGUAUUCCCUGGACAUAAAGCAAGCCUACUACUAUAGCUCUGAUGGGGACACCAGACUCAGUAUCCUAGUGCAUGCCACCAGCCGGGGUCAGCUAGAGGAAAUCCCCUGUGGGACAUCUAUCUCAGGCUAUCUCGAUUGGGAUUUGAAAACAUAUGAGCAGCACCAUCAUGAAUUCAUUAAGUUCCUACCUCUGUCAGUUGACAGGAAGACCACCUUACUGAAGCAAAAUGCAGACAUGCUGAUGACUAGAAUCCUCAAGGAAGGUGAGGUUACAAAUACAGAAAAGACAUCGUUCAGCCUGAAUAUGAUGGACGGGUUCAUCUCAGAGUCUGCCAACCUGCUCCUGCUAAGGGUGAUGGGCUGGCGAAGGAAGGUUCCCCAAAAUGCCAAAUUCCUGACCUUUGAUGGAGAAGGAAAGCUCUGCCACUCCACCUAUGAAGCCCUGGGCUUCCAAACCAUUCACCUGGGCUCAGAGCAAGCUGAAGUGUUGGUGGUAGAACAGACAGUGCAUUCUAAUGAAGACAUCCCCAUGACGUGGCAAUACUACCUGUUACCUGAUGGGCACCUGGCCAAGAGAAUCCAGGUGGGGUCCCCUUUCUGCUGCAUCAUCACCAAGAUGCCCAUAAUGAGGGAGGAGGAUGAGUUUGAUCCCAAGCCAGUGUUUGAAAAGAAACACCUGGAAUGGGAGGAAGAUGUCCAGCUCUUUGCCAUUUUCCGGGACCGGAAGGAAGAGCUCCAGGCCAGCCAUGCCACUUACAUGCGGCAUCACCCAGAGGCCCAGACCCUGAUCUCUGAUUUUUUACUCUUCCUGUUGCUCCGCCAGCCUUCUAAUGUAGUAACCUUUGCUGCUGAGUAUUUUGGGCCCUUUGCCCGGGCCCUGGACAGGCCACCUCCUUUCCGGUCCUCCAGCCGGCCCAGUCCCUUCCGAAACCCUUGCUCUUCGUCUGUCCCACACCCUUCGCUAGAGGAGAUAACAGAGAAAUCAUCAGAGGAGAAAACUGAAGACUCUUUCUCAUAGCCAAGGUGAGGCAAGAGUCUGGCCACAAGGAAGGUAGAUAGAUACCUCCAGGCAAAACACCCUGGGGCCGGAGGGCUAAUGGAGCCCUGGGAGCGUAAGAAAUGGGGGGCAGGGCAGGAUUGGGCUGGCAUUUCCUCUACUAUCAGGCCUCACUAGGAAGCCUGAAAUAAGAAUAAAUAGG